AUGCCAGAUCCCCACGAUCCUCAACUCAGGGGAUAUAAGGACAAAACCUUUAGCAAGAGACGACUCCUUGCAUUGAUGUGCGAGGUUGGGAUGAUCUAUGUGGAAACCAUGCAACCUGUGGGAGAGAUCGGGAGUGCAGAGUUGGUUGAAAGCGCAGCAACUUCCAGGAGCAUGAACAAGCUGGCCAAGACGGUGAUGAAGUUGAUGUUGAUGAUGGGCCUUGGGCCAUUGGGCGCAGAAGGCCAGGAGGAGUUUUGCAAUACGGCAGAACAACAUGGAGCCAAUGAAAACUUCUGGAUUGCAAUCUUUCUCUUCGCACUUGUUCUCUCAUGGAUGGUUCUUGGUGUUGCUGCAGUUUGGUUCUGGGGACGGCUUGACAGAAGGUUGUACUUCAACGAAUUGCAACAGGCAGAAACAGAUAGUUUCAUGGGGGCACAGCGAGACGCCAUUGAUGACCUCCGACGUCACGUGCAAAGGGUAGACAACGACCUACGUGCCCAUGUGGACCAGUACGAAAUUGUAACUGGUGUGAUGGAAGACUUGGUGACAACAGUUCACUAUGGGCUGGUGGAAAUAGGUGGUUUGGUCAGACAUACCGAGCUAACAAAGCAACAGAGAGAGUCAAUGCUGGUGCAAGAAAGGGCAAACCUGGUGCUUUUCAACAUGAGACAAAGGGCACCAGAUACUACAGAUGUUUCUAUGGCAUCAGCAAGACCGAGUGGAGCCUUGUCAAGUUCUGCAAGACCAACCGCAGCAGAUGGAAAUCUCAACCAAGAAGGGGGCCCAGAACAAGAACAUGAAGGGGAGCUGACACGACUCCUUAGAAAUUUGAGAAAUGUGAUCAGUGACAAUUUGGCUUCGAAUCAGUACGAGGGUGGAGUAGAAGUUCAAGCGGCCGUUUUGGCCGUACUGGAUGCGAUAGAACAGAGAGCUGGAUUGACGGUGGAACUAGCUACAGUGGUUCAAAACUGCUUCCAGCGCUUGUACAGAAAAGCGAGAAACAGAGGUGACGAAACUAUGGCCAGAAAAUACCGCAGCUACGUGGACGAUUUUCAGUUGCUACUGCGGUGA
Messenger RNA from Cladocopium goreaui, 1071 nucleotides. The record is from the annotation of a GenBank genome assembly. NCBI's taxonomy places the organism in Eukaryota, Dinophyceae, Suessiales, Symbiodiniaceae.